CACUAAACAGAUCAAAAUGACUAGUCAGUUCGAAGAAGAUAUCCACGACCGAGGAGAAUGUAAGAGUAAAUCGCCCACUCUGCUCUCCUCCUAUUGUAUAGACAGUAUUCUGGGCCGACCGAGCCCCUGUAAAGUCAGGCUGAUAGGGGCGCAAAGUUUGACAGCUCUACCCGGGAGACAGGAGCACGACAAGCAGACCGAAGAUCCCCUAUCCCUAGACACAGACAUGCACCUUCCACCAAAGAUGCGCCGGCUCUACGGACCAGGGGGGAAGUACCUGGACCACGGCCGGGGUUUAGUUCAUGACAUAGGGGAGAAAUUGGACAAGGAGAGGCUCCUGGUGGACCAAGCCUGCGAAAGCCUCAAAAUCAUCCAGGCUCCACAGGUGAGCAUCAGCCGGAGCAAAUCGUACAGGGAGAACGCGUCCCUGAUCCGGGGAGAGGGAGGCCAGAGUCCCACCGAAGGGCCGGAAGUUGGGCCUGGACUAAGGCUGGGCGAGUUAGGGUCGAUGAAGUUUGACGAGGACGCGGGAAAAGAGGAGGAGAGCUGCGGGGAGACGAUGGGUCUCUCCCCGAAGGACGACGAGAGGGAGAGCCUCCACGCCGGGGAUGGAGACGUGAGGGACGGCGAGGACAGCGUGUGUCUGUCGGCAGGCAGUGAUUCGGAGGAAGGAAUGCUAAAACGCAAGCAAAGAAGAUACAGGACUACAUUCACCAGCUAUCAGCUGGAGGAGCUGGAGAGGGCUUUCCAGAAGACACACUACCCCGACGUCUUCACCAGAGAAGAGCUUGCGAUGCGGCUGGAUCUGACCGAGGCGCGCGUCCAAGUAUGGUUUCAGAAUCGUCGUGCUAAGUGGCGUAAGCGUGAAAAGGCAGGUGUCCAGACGCACCCCUCUGGACUCCCUUUCCCUGGCCCCCUGUCAGCCGCCCACCCCCUCAGCCACUACCUGGAUGGGGGUCCCUUUCCCCCACACCCUCACCCUGUCCUGGAGUCUGCCUGGACAGCUGCUGCUGCCGCAGCAGCUGCAUUUCCUGGUCUAGCUCAUCCCCAUAGCAACCACUCAGGCCAGCACCUAGGGACACCGCUGGGCCUCGGAACAUUCCUGGGUACAGCCGCUAUGUUCCGUCACCCCGCCUUCAUGGGACCCACCUUCGGCAGGCUCUUCUCCAGUAUGGGCCCUCUGACCAGUGCUUCCACCGCCGCUGCACUCCUCCGCCAGCCUGCCCCGCCCGUCGAGACUCCCUCCAUCCCUCCGCCAGUCCUCUCCGAACCUUCUUCCUCCUCUCCCUCCUCCUUAGCUGCAGCGGAUCGCAGGGCCUCCAGUAUUGCAGCUCUGAGGCUGAAGGCUAAAGAGCACUCUGCUCAGAUCACCCAGCUCAACAUCCUGCCCAGCGGAGCUCCUGGGAAGGAGGUGUGCUGA
Messenger RNA from Oncorhynchus masou masou (cherry salmon), 1420 nucleotides. RefSeq names its product aristaless related homeobox a (gene arxa). Gene Ontology annotation, biological process: regulation of transcription by RNA polymerase II. The record is from RefSeq and is a predicted model, not a curated record. Lineage: Eukaryota; Metazoa; Chordata; Actinopteri; Salmoniformes; Salmonidae. The transcript has 5 exons. Gene Ontology annotation, molecular function: RNA polymerase II transcription regulatory region sequence-specific DNA binding; DNA-binding transcription factor activity, RNA polymerase II-specific. The coding region runs from base 17 to 1420 and encodes 467 amino acids.